GACCUCCUUCUUUCCCCGGCCUCCUUCCUCUUUCUUCCCCCGGCCGAGCGACCUCCUUCUUUCCCCGGCCUCCUUCCUCUCUCUUCCCCCGGCCGAGCGGCUGAGCGGGUGGGACGAAGGCCUGGAAGCACUGGCGCUGGUAAAACCUGAGGAGAAGCGGGCGCUGCCGUGACCUCGAUCCCCUCAGGGAAUCCCGAUCCGCCUCGGAGUGUCCACGCAGUGUGAUGGUGAACGCUAUGGCAUCCUCAAGCCUGGAAGAUUUAUGCCUCUACAUCAGUUUGAGGAUUUCAAAUAUUAAAAAGUGUAUCAUAUUGAGAGACCUAGGUAAACACGAUUCCUGCAAACGUUUUCUCCAUAAAAUAUGUAACGAGGGGAUCCUUGUACAUGAGCUCCUGCAAGCAAUGGAAAUUCAAGUUAAAAAGCAAGAAGAACUGAAAAAAUCGCUCAAAGAGAUCCAGAAGUCUGCUGAGAGAGCUCAAAAGGAAGCAUGGCACCUCCUUGAACACAUGCCACGCUAUCUGCCUAAACCACUCCAGGUCUGCAACGUGGAGCCAACUGUGAAACACAAAGAAGAAACAAAGGCUGUAGAACCCAAAUGUGAGAAGAAACCUGCAAAAGGAAGAGCCAUUAAAGAAGUAGCAUUAAUAACCACAGAAGAGUUUGAAAAUGUUCCCGCGUAUAUGAAAGGCCGUAUAACAUAUGAUCAGAUUAAUGCAGUUGUUGAAGAGAUUAACAAGGCCGUGGUGGACAAGUACAAGAUCUUGUAUCAGCCUUUGAAGUCUAUGAGUGCACCAGUCAGAAACCUCUACCACCGGUUCAUAGAAGAAGAAACUAGGGAUACAAAUGGAGUAUUUUUUAUUGUGGACAAUGAUAUCAAGCAGUUCACUAAGCUGAAAUUGGAUAAGCGCUUCUACAUCAUGCUCAGCAUCCUGAGGCACUGCCAGAGAGUGAGAGAGAUCCGCAGCUCGGGGCUCGUCCGCUACGUCAUCUGCUAAUAGCUGCCUCUGGGAGAGAGACCUGACCUGCCACCAGACAGCACGGAGGACAGGGAGUGGUUUGUCAGGCUGAAUUAGGAGUGGCGUUGAAGCUUUUGAGUUUUAUUUUGUGAAGUCUAAGGAACUAUAAAUCCUAACCAGAAAAGCAUCUGGGCAUGCUUUCUGGUCAACACCUGAAAAUAAAAUGCUCCUUAUUAACAGUGCUCCUUUCGUCC
Messenger RNA from Lonchura striata (white-rumped munia), 1210 nucleotides. It is a transcript of the gene SKA1, whose product is annotated as spindle and kinetochore associated complex subunit 1. Lineage: Eukaryota; Metazoa; Chordata; Aves; Passeriformes; Estrildidae. Gene Ontology annotation, molecular function: microtubule binding. Gene Ontology annotation, cellular component: mitotic spindle; spindle microtubule; outer kinetochore. The record is from RefSeq and is a predicted model, not a curated record. Gene Ontology annotation, biological process: cell division; regulation of microtubule polymerization or depolymerization; mitotic cell cycle.